Nelumbo nucifera (sacred lotus) is the source of this 1715-nucleotide messenger RNA. RefSeq names its product tubulin alpha-1 chain. Gene Ontology annotation, biological process: microtubule-based process. Gene Ontology annotation, molecular function: structural constituent of cytoskeleton; GTP binding. Lineage: Eukaryota; Viridiplantae; Streptophyta; Magnoliopsida; Proteales; Nelumbonaceae. Gene Ontology annotation, cellular component: microtubule. The record is from RefSeq and is a predicted model, not a curated record.
GCAAGCUUUCACGGUUUCACCACACCAACCUCUUACUUCAACACUCCCCUGGACCGCAAACCCUACUUUCUUCUACCAGCUUACCGCUCUCUCUUUUCUCUUUCUUUUAUUUUUCUAUCUUUGCACAGCAAAACAGGAAAAUGAGGGAGUGCAUUUCCGUCCACAUUGGGCAGGCCGGAAUCCAGGUCGGAAAUGCCUGCUGGGAGCUUUACUGCCUUGAACACGGUAUCCAGCCUGAUGGACAAAUGCCCAGUGGCAAAACCGUUGGAGGAGGGGAUGAUGCCUUCAACACAUUUUUCAGUGAGACUGGCGCAGGGAAGCACGUUCCUCGUGCUGUCUUCUUGGAUCUUGAACCCACUGUUAUUGAUGAAGUGCGAACUGGUGCCUAUCGCCAACUCUUCCACCCCGAGCAGCUCAUCAGUGGAAAAGAAGAUGCCGCCAAUAACUUUGCUAGAGGCCAUUAUACAAUUGGGAAAGAAAUCGUUGAUCUGUGCCUAGAUCGUAUCAGAAAGUUGGCUGACAACUGCACGGGACUUCAAGGCUUCCUUGUUUUCCACGCCGUAGGUGGUGGCACUGGCUCGGGUCUUGGAUCCCUAUUGCUUGAAAGACUCUCGGUUGAUUACGGGAAGAAAUCAAAGCUUGGUUUUACAGUGUACCCAUCUCCUCAGGUUUCAACCUCUGUUGUUGAGCCUUACAACAGCGUCCUGUCCACUCACUCUCUUCUGGAGCACACCGAUGUGUCUGUACUCCUUGACAACGAAGCUAUCUAUGACAUCUGCCGCAGAUCAUUGGACAUUGAAAGGCCAACCUACACCAAUCUCAACAGGCUGGUCUCUCAGGUUAUUUCCUCGCUGACAGCAUCUCUUCGUUUUGAUGGAGCUCUCAACGUGGAUGUUACAGAGUUCCAGACUAAUUUGGUUCCGUAUCCCCGUAUCCACUUCAUGCUCUCUUCCUAUGCCCCCGUUAUAUCCGCAGAGAAGGCAUAUCAUGAGCAACUCUCGGUUGCAGAGAUCACCAACAGUGCGUUUGAGCCAUCAUCCAUGAUGGCAAAAUGUGAUCCCCGCCAUGGUAAGUACAUGGCCUGCUGUUUAAUGUACAGAGGCGAUGUGGUGCCAAAGGACGUGAAUGCAGCAGUUGCCACAAUCAAGACAAAGAGGACAAUCCAGUUUGUAGAUUGGUGCCCAACUGGCUUCAAGUGUGGAAUCAAUUACCAACCACCAACGGUUGUCCCUGGUGGAGACUUGGCCAAGGUUCAACGGGCUGUGUGCAUGAUAUCAAACUCAACCAGUGUUGCUGAGGUGUUCUCAAGAAUUGAUCACAAGUUUGAUCUCAUGUAUGCCAAGCGUGCUUUCGUACAUUGGUAUGUUGGUGAAGGUAUGGAAGAAGGAGAAUUCUCAGAAGCCCGUGAGGAUCUUGCCGCUUUGGAAAAGGAUUACGAGGAAGUUGGUGCUGAAUCUGGAGAAGGGGACGAUGAAGAUGAGGGAGAGGAGUACUAGUCCCAUAGUUGAGCAGUAGUAGAUUUAUAGAUGUGGCUCUUUUUGCUUUCAGCGUAACAUCACCAAUCGACUCAUUGGCCUGCAAUGAGGGAUUAAACCGUCCGUUUUAUUAGCUAGUGGAUUUUCGUAGUUUUCAUUUUGGUGUAUUAGAGCUGUUUUCUUCAAGAGAACACUCUCUUUCUUAAUGGAAUCAUCAUAUACAAUUCUGUUUUUAGCUAA